AUGUCAAUUAUAAGCCCAGUAUUUCGAGCGAGGGGUAUUCCUCUGGACGCCGACCUAAGCAAGAUCAUAACCACACUCCGGGAAGCGUAUCCAGGCUUCAGUGUCAACCGCGAUGCGUGUGCCAUUGUCCCAUCACCUUACACUAGUACUACCGAUAAAACAGCCUUAAUCCAGUUCUUCCGUACCCCCCCAGCCCUGGAGAGACUAGGCGCUCCUGGCCAAAAGGACUCUGUGCUCAUCGACUAUAGGCGUCCGGGCAUGGUUCAGUUGAUCAUUGAUAAGGAGUUCUAUGAGUUGACACAGCUAUACGAGCCGAAACCACUACCGAUAACCGCAGAUAUCGUAGCGGUUUCCGGGUUGAACGGGCACGCAUAUGGUUCUUGGCGAAGCAAAGGGGGCCAGAGCAUGUGGCUUCGGGAUUUUCUAUCCAAAGACCUUCCAUCAUGCAGAACAAUGAUAUUUGGAUGCAAUACGAAAUUGAGCGAUGAUUCCGACUAUGAAAUCUCCGACUAUGCUGCAACGCUGUUGGGAGAGCUGAAGAAAGCUAGAAGGACGACGGAGGAGAAGGCAAGGCCCAUAGUCUUUAUCGGACAUAGCUUCGGCGGAGUCAUUAUCGCUCAGGCGAUUGUGAAAGCGCACUCGGAUGCCCAGGACAUCUGUGGCUGGAAGAAUAUUUUCGAUAAUACACGUGCGAUCGCACUUUUCGGAACACCGCAUCAAGGCUUUUACCUAGAUGACCUGCAGGGCAUGCUCAAGGAGGGAUCCCCAAGGAAGCGCCUUCUCGAUGCUCUAAAGUCCGGAAGCUCACAGCUGAGGGAGGAGUUGUCUAAAUUCGUCAACUGCUGCGAUAACAUCAAGAUUAUUACAUUCUACGAGGUCAAACAAACCAAGACAGUGGUAACGAGUCCAGACGGCGUUUCGACAGCCUCUGGCAAUCCCAGAAUGAGAGUUGACCGAGACUCAGCCAUUUUACGGCUCCCAAGCAAGACGGAGCAGGUCCACGUCGCUGAUGGAGACCACUCCGAUAUAGUCAAGUUCAAGCAUAGCCAGGAGAGGUCAUACCUGAGCUUUCUCAAUCAUUUCAGGGACUUUGAUCUCAGUCCCAGGAAUGUCACGGGAUCAAGCCAGGCACAGAAGCCCGCAACCCCUGCACCCGCGACUCCUGCGCCCGCAACCCCUGCACCCGCAACCCCUGCACCCGCAACCCCCGCACCCGCAACCCCGGUACAAGCAACACCAGCACCAACACCAACACCAGCACCAGCACACUCAACUCCAGCACCCACACCCCCACAACCCAGACCCCCUCCCUCAACGCCGCUUCGAACGUCACCGCCACCCAUCCCCACUUUUCCGCAGGGGCCUGACAUUCCAGGGCUAUCUUCAACGUUAUCUUCAGUGUCAAUCGGAGCAGGGUCUACACCAAAGCAUGGGAUAGCACUCGACGCGGUUCUUUCGAACGAUCCAUCUGCCCUGAGGGGGAUACUUCACCAGACACCGGGAGUGGUGAACCAACGGCAGUGGAAUAACACAACAACACUGCUUCACAUUGCCAUUGAUCACGGGUUUGAAUCCGUUGCACACGUUCUACUGGAUUAUGCUGUUAACCUCGAUGCGAGAGAUCAAAACGGACUGAGUGCCCUACGCGUGGCGGCCUACAAGGGUCUCUCCGGGAUAGUCAGGGCUAUUAUAGCACGUCAAGGGCAAGCACAUAACUGCGAGGAAAGAGGAUGGGCCCUUAUAAGUGCCUCCACGCAGGGGCAUCUGGGAACGACCCAGGUGCUCUUGGAAUCUGAAGUCAGCCUUGAAUGGCUGUCACCAAAGGGGGAUGGAAUCCGGGCAUUACACGCUGCAGCCAUAGGGGGCCAUGUACCGGUGGUACGGUUACUCGUGCAAUACGGGGCAGUUAUUCAUGCGGUGGAAACCCAGGGCCGGAAUGCCCUACACCUUGCUGUAAUAAACAACAAGCUUGAUGUCGUUAGAGAGUUAAUACCAGUGCACAUCGGAAGACGCAUAUGCUUGGACAUCCCGGAUAGGUGUGGAUAUAGCGCGCUUCACCUCGCUGCCUCGAUGGGGCAUCAAGCAGUUGCGGAGGCCCUUCUAGAGAAUGGCGCGACUAUUGAAAUUAAGGGCCCGGACGGAAAUACUCCAUUGGGUCUUGCAGCCGGUUCUGGACACAAGGGAAUGGUAUCGCUUCUUUUGGCCCGGGGGGCAGAGGUAAACAUGGUGGACCAUAGAAGAACGACACCAUUAUCUCUGGCCUCCAGGAGUGGCCAUGUUGAGGUGGUGGAGGAACUGCUAGGAAGGGGGGCUUCCAUCGACCUUGUCGAUCUCUUCAAUAAUUCGGCGAUAUACUAUGCAACUGCUGGGGGUCACAUGAAGGUUGUUGAGAUCCUUUCAAUCGCCAGGCAGCAACGCAUCGGACAACCGGCACAGCGAGCACCAGGGCUUCAAGCGCAAGGCCACGUUUCCAUUCUUGGGUUUGGUCUAUCCUUUGGCGCCCAAAACUCAUACUGGCCUUAG
Morchella sextelata is the source of this 2523-nucleotide messenger RNA. RefSeq lists its product as uncharacterized. NCBI's taxonomy places the organism in Eukaryota, Fungi, Ascomycota, Pezizomycetes, Pezizales, Morchellaceae. Bases 1 to 2523 code for a protein of 840 amino acids. Gene Ontology annotation, molecular function: protein binding. The record is from RefSeq and is a predicted model, not a curated record. The transcript is spliced from 5 exons.